AUUCUACCUUACGAUUCUAUGGGAUUGAUACAGGCGAGCCAGUAGCGGGAGCUUCCUGCAAGAUUGUGAUCUGUUCUUAAGCUUCCUGUGCUCAUUUCCGAAUUUAAGCAUGGGGAAGAACAGCAGGAAUAAUGUGUAACAAUCCGCUGAUGAGGAAAACGUUGAAUCAAUCGUAAAAUUAUUUUCAUUGACUAUGGUGAACAAGACCAAGAAACCGCAUCAGAUAUGAAAUCUGUCUCUCGUGCUUUUAUCCUGGAUGGAAUCAGUUGAUGCGCAGAAACGCAACUGAUCUGGUUCGAGAUGAUGCCACAUCCUCACAGUAUCCACUUCCCAUCCGAUAUCCACCUUUAUUUAUUCCUGGCCUGACCAGAAUGGUAACAUUUUGGAUUUUUGGGAAACUCUGAUGUUCAGUGUUCCCCUCUUUCUCUCUUUGAGGUCCUGUCUAUCACUUUUGGUAUCUUAAUACUUUACACAUGAGAGCCAUAAUGCGCAUCACCUUUUGUCAGGCCCUAAUAACUGGAGCGAUAGUUCUGAACUUGUUCAUUUUAUAUUAUGUGUCACGAACCCAGCAGCAGAUAAUGGAGAAACGUCGAGAGCAGGGGAAGGGCUUGAAGAAAGCUUCAUUGCCUGUGUCAGGUCUGGGAGCUAUGAGUAGCCUGGUGGGUGGAGGUAUGGUUGGAGGCGUCAAAGUGGGAAGCAUCGAGGGCAACAUGCGAGCUCCCCGUGUGACAGUCCUUGUUCGGGAGUUUGAAGACUUUGAGAACUACGUUCCCGAUGUGGCCCGUUCCUUUCUGCGACAGAGACCAGAGUUGCCCUUCUUGGCUGUGGCUGAUACUGCACCGUACCCUCCUUUGGCACUUCCAGAGGGAGCACGCCUCCUGGUGUUGUCCCCGAGUCCUGACCAGCCUCCGCAAACUCACCGGCCUGAGUUUAACGUUCAGACUGAGUUCGCUUUGUUGGUUCCAGAUGGUGUUGAGCUCGAUCAUGGCCGACAAGUGGAACGGCUCAUCAGGGAGCUCGAAGGCGAGGGUGGCGGGCCGGUGCGACUGGUCGCCGCCCCCGUGCUGACCCGCUCGGCGGUGCAGUGCCUGCACCUGCGGGUUAAUCUGCGGGAAUGGACCGCAACCUACACUCCUGCAGCUUCGGGGAGCAGCGGUAGCGUUUGCACAGCCCUGCAGGGAGACGCUGUGGUGCUUAUUCGUACCGAGGACCUCUUUAAUCUUUCGGUUCCUUUGGGGCGCCCCCUGAUGUUUUCCUUGUUUGUACAGACGUCUCUGCGAGGCUGGAAAGUCAAGCUGUUAGAAGGACCUUCGUUCUCUGCUGGUCACCGUCCGCUGUUCAGCUCAGCACAUAACCAGUGGAAAGCUGACAGUCGGCUGAAAGAUGCCACCAGUCACCUCAUGCGCAGCUUUGGUAUUAAACGCGUGGUGUUGCCAGAUGGACGAGAUCAGUGGUUUGGUUGCAGCAAGGAGACACCACGAUGCUUUGGUACGGUGCGAGACGACACGCCCGAGUAUCUUUAUUUGGAGCGCUGGACUCCACCUUGUUGCUUGCGCGCCCUCAGAGAGACCACUAAAUAUGUGAUCAACAUCCUGGAGAGCUCUGGUGUGCGUUAUUGGCUGGAAGGUGGCUCUUUGCUCGGUGCCGCCCGGCACCAAGACAUAAUCCCCUGGGACUACGACGUGGACUUGGGCAUCUACCUGGAAGAUAUUCCGAAUUGCGACUACCUGAAAAAUUUGGACUCCGGAUCGCUGGUGGAUGCCAACGGGUACGUAUGGGAGCGAGCGGUGGAGGGUGACUUCUACCGUGUGCAGUACAGUGAAGCUAACCACCUGCAUGUGGAUUUGUGGCCGUUCUACCCUCGCAACGGAGUUAUGACCAAGGACACCUGGACUGAGCACAAACAAGAUGUUGAGUUUCCAGAGCAUUUCUUGCAACCGCUGGUGCCGAUGCAGUUCGCCGGCAUCAGCGCUUAUGGUCCUAACAACCACCGUGCCUUUUUGGAGCUCAAGUUUGGGGAGGGGGUUAUUGAGAACCCUCAGUAUCCCAACCCUGGCAAGAAAAAGCUAGACAGGAGUCGCACAACAGGAUCGUAGCAGGCAAUAAUGUUUGGUUUUUGGACUUGAAUGAAAUCCUUCCAUAGACUAUCACUGUUAGAUUAACACAUACUUGAAUGUCAGUAUUUUAUGCCAGUUUUAUUUAUUGUGUGUGUUUGUAAAGAAAGUUGUUACUAAAUGUAUGUAAAAUAUUAAUAAAAUCUGAUGUUCUUUAAAUAACAAAUAUUUAACACACUGCAGUUUUUUUAAAUAAAGAUUGACAUUAUACCAUAUUAAAGUUGUUAGAGACAUAAAAGGUUACACUGGCAUUAACGUGUCAUCAAAAAAUGGUGCUGUUCGCCAAAUAUUUGGCAUGCUAUCCGAGAGGAGCACUCCGAGCUUGGAAUUUUAGCUUCCCUUCCAUAACUUGAAUGGGUACCAGCCGAGAGUGAAGCAAUGAGGUGGAGGACUGUUGGGACAUAAGUGAGGGACGGCUAUAUAUAGAGACAUCUUUGCACUGAUUGGUUGGAUAACAUGACCAUUCUCUACUUAACUUUAGUUAAAUAAACUUUAUUAUUUGUUUAUGUCUGUUAACGCAGAUUUAAUGUGAUGUUGAAAGAGGUAGAAAUGUUUGUUUUUUCUGAAAUAAUAUGCUUAGGAACCGCUAUAAAAAUAAGCUACCUUUUAUGCACUUAUUCACUUUAUUAAUAAUACUUGCACAAAAUAGUUUUGUAUUGGUUAUUUUGACUGAAUACUUUAAGCACUGUUUUGUAAAUAUACUUUGUCUGUCUUUAUAAUAUCCUUGUAUAUUCGGUAUGUUUUGGGGACUGGAGUCAGUCUUGAGUAGGCCUAUCUACUUCAGUUUGUGGCAACCUUUGAAAGUUUAUUGUUUUGUUUGAAUGUUUAUUUGUUUCACAUCAAUUGUGUUUAUGCAUGAUACAGUUCAUUAGGUAUAUAAAUAGAGAGUCGGGCUUGAGUCAUUUGGUCAGCAAACAUACAAAAAUAACAAUCCAGCAGCAUAAACAAACACAAAAAAUUAUUUCUGUAUUCACUUGCUGUUUUGUCUUUAAAUAUUUCUGUGUAUUUCGAGUAUGUGAAAAUAAACCACCACACAGUGUCACUGCUGAGGUUUAUAUUUGCUGUUCGUGUAAAAA
Misgurnus anguillicaudatus (oriental weatherfish) is the source of this 3190-nucleotide messenger RNA. RefSeq names its product fukutin related protein (gene fkrp). NCBI's taxonomy places the organism in Eukaryota, Metazoa, Chordata, Actinopteri, Cypriniformes, Cobitidae. Gene Ontology annotation, biological process: protein O-linked glycosylation via mannose. The record is from RefSeq and is a predicted model, not a curated record. Gene Ontology annotation, cellular component: Golgi apparatus.